Molecule: messenger RNA, 3490 nt
Organism: Danio rerio (zebrafish)
Lineage: Eukaryota; Metazoa; Chordata; Actinopteri; Cypriniformes; Danionidae
Source: RefSeq, a predicted model, not a curated record
ACAAGACUAAUAUUGUCAUAACAUUAGACGCCACUUCCAGUUCAACACAAUUCAACAUCUUUGCAUUUCUGUUUAAUGUUUGUCGUCUUUUUUCAUCUUUAUUUUAGUGUUGUCACUUUAUGUACACUGGAAGCUUCUGUAGCCAAAACAAAUUCCUCGUGUGUGGAAGCAAUAAACCCGAUUCUGAAGUUGCAGCGGGACUUUUAUUUUGCUUUCUGAUGCGACGUCAUAUCGCUGGGCCGCGCACCUCGACUGAAGGUGAUUUAAGGAAAAUUAAUGACGCACUCCCUCAGCAGUGUGCUGACCCUGAAUCUGUAGCUCACAGAAAAAACCCUGAGUGAGGAUAAAGAUGGCGGAUAUUAAACAGGAGAGUGACGACAUCAGGAUUGCAGAAGUGUUCACACUGAAACAAGAAGAUCCCGAGGAGCAAACAGACCUGUUGCCUCUAAGAAAAGAAUUUCAAGGACUGGAUAAUGUUAAAGAGGAAGAAGCUCUGGUUGAGGAACAUCAGGAUAUAACACCUGCAGAAAAACGCAUAACUUGCUCAGAGACUGAAAACACCACACAAAAAGCGUCUGAAAAGACAGGAUCAAGAUCUUCUUUCACUUGUGAACAGUGCGGAAGAGAUUUCGCCAAACAAGGCACACUUAACAACCACAUGAGGAUUCACACUGGAGAGAAGUCUUUCACCUGCCAACAGUGUGGAAAAGGUUUCACCCAAAAAAGAACCCUUAGAAACCACAUCAGAUUUCACAUCGAGGCAGAGUCUUUGUCCUGCCAACAGUGUGGAGAAUCCUUCACUCAGAAACAAGACCUCACAGACCACAUGAGAGUUCACACCGGAGAGAAGUCUUUCGUUUGUGACCAGUGCGGGAAAGUGUUUCUCCGGAAAGACGGCCUUGAAAAACAUUUGAAGAAUCACCAUAAAGAGAAGCCUCACGUGUGCCCCUGUGGAAAGAGCUUUACAGACAAAACCAAACUCGAGGAACACACGAAGACUCACACCGGAGAGAAACCUCACACUUGUGACAAGUGUGACGAAUGUUUCAGUGGGAAAUACGAUCUUAUAAGGCACAUGAGAUUUCAUAGUGCUGAAACUCCCUACAUAUGUCAACAAUGUGGAAAGAGUUUUGCGUUAAAACGAGUUUUAAUGACGCACGUGAAAAUUCACACUCGAGAUAGACCUUUUCUUUGCAAGCAGUGUGGAAAGUGUUUUUAUCGGAAAGACAACUUUAACAGGCAUGUGAGGGUUCACACUGGAGAGAAACCUUACGCGUGCUCUGAAUGCGGAAAGAGCUUUUCAGAAAGAUUUCAAUUCAACGAACACUCAAGAACUCAUAGUGGAGUGAAACGCUUCAGCUGUGAGCAGUGUGGGAGAGGUUUCAAUCGCAAAACUGAGCUGAAGAGGCACAUGAGAGUUCACACGGGAGAGAAGCCUUACAUGUGUCCUCAGUGUGGAAAGACGUACGCGUUCAAAACUGGAUUUGAUAUACACAUGCUACACCACAAUGCAGAGAUGCCUUACAUUUGCCCUCAGUGCGGAGAGAGAUUUUCAGUAAAACAGAGAUUUGAUGUCCACAUGAAAAUUCACGCUGGAAACUCAGACAAGUAGUAGACCCCGCUUUUUAAGUCAACAUGAAAUGGUGUUCAAACGACAUCCUGGCCUGCCAACCUGGACUGACUCCUAGAUCUCUGAAUGAACUCUUGCCCCUUCCAUUUUCCUGUCAGCCGCAAAGAAAUGAUCACGAAAUACUGACGAUUACAAGUUAAACAUUUAGUGUGUUUUUUUAUUUUGCUUAAAGGUAUUCUUGCUAAGUUUGCUUAGGUUUUAGUUUGUCUGCAUUCAAAUGUGUUUGCUUUUACAGUGAUUUUAACAUUUGUAGCUUAUGAGCUCAGCUGCAUGUUUGGAAAUUUAGGAUGCGUUGGGUUAAAUCAGGGGUCACUAAUCUCAUUCCUGGAGGGCCGGUGUCCCUGCAGGGUUUAGCUCCAACUUGCCUCAACACACCUGCCUGGAUGUUUGAAGUAUACCCAAGACCUUGAUUAGCUUGUUCAGGUGUGCUUCAUUAGGGUUGGAGGUCAAAUCUGCAGGACACCGGCCCUCCAGGAACAAGUCUGGUGACCCCUGGUUUAAAUGAUGAACGAACUCUGACUCCUGUAGGUUCCAACUUCUAUAAAGUUUCAUGACUUUCGCAUUGGCUUUGUGCAUUGCUUCUGUUUUAGGCUUUGCUGUUCGGCAUUUUAACUUUGGCUUUACAUCAAUAGUCCCAAACUCAAUUCCUGGAGGGCCACAGCUCUGCAGAUUUUAGCUACAACCACGUCCAGUUCACACCUGCUUAAUCGUCUCUUGUAGUCUUGAACACCUUGAUUAAAUGGAUCAGCUGUGUUUGAUUAGGGUUGGAGCAAAACGGUGUAGAGCUGCAGCCCUCCAGGAACCGAGUUUAAGACUCAUGUCCUACAUCGUUGUCUGGAUGUUUCUUCCUCACCUUGCAGCAUUACAUUGCUGUAACUGUUGCUUUUACAAAGAAUUAAAUUCAUGAAGCCUUGCCUACUUCAUCAAAAAUUAAGCCAUCUUCACUGCCUAGGCACUGAUCUGCUCACACCAUCACACUCUGAAGGAAGCUCAGUUGUCCUGCCUCAAGCAAUCUGGUCAUUUAGUCAAUCCUUCAGAACUCUGACAAUCCUUGAAAAUCUCGUGACUCUGGUGAGAGCCGAGUCUGUGGACGAUUACAUUCAGCACACCACCCGCGUUUUCAUGUUAUUUCUCCAUAACCUGGACAACAACCUCCAAGUUUCACGAAUCCAGAAAACUCCUUUCACUGAUAAAGGACAUCCCAAAUAUGUCCCCCCAUAACCAAUCAGCUGCGACAAGUGGAGAACUCGAAACGAGAAGAAAACCCAAAUGUCCCAACAGAACUCAUUCAUUCAUUUUCUUGUCGGCUUAGUCCCUUUAUUAAUCCGGGGUCGCCACAGUGGAAUGAUCCACCAAUUCAUCCAGCAAGCGGAUUUACACAGCGGAUGCCCUUCCAGCCGCAACCCAUCUCUGGAAAACAUCCACACAUACACUACAGACAAUUUAGCCUACCCAAUUCACUUGUACCACAUGUCUUUGGACUGUGGGGGAAACCAGAGCACCCGGAGGAAACCCUUGUGAAUGCAGGGAGAACAUGCAAACUCCACACAGAAACGUCAACUGAACUGAGACUCGAACCAGCGACCUUCUUGUUGUGAGGCGACAGCACUACCUACUGCGCCACUGCUCCCCCCACCCCAACAGAACUCAAAUAACAAAGUUUCCAUCGUUGAUAAAACUGGCGCAUAUUUGAUUUAAGCUGUGUGUUUAUGGUUUUCUAGGGUGCAAUGUCAAGAUCUUGACAAAUGCUAGCUUUUGGGACUUUCAGUCAUUUUUCAUGAACUCCUCAGAGCUGAAUGUAUGUUUGUAAAUUAGUUCACAGUGCUGUACAGUAGUAUUAAAGUUGCGUUUCAAUUUUAA